Messenger RNA from Odontomachus brunneus, 2160 nucleotides. Its product is annotated as major facilitator superfamily domain-containing protein 12-like. Lineage: Eukaryota; Metazoa; Arthropoda; Insecta; Hymenoptera; Formicidae. Gene Ontology annotation, cellular component: membrane. Gene Ontology annotation, molecular function: symporter activity. The coding region runs from base 524 to 1855 and encodes 443 amino acids. Gene Ontology annotation, biological process: carbohydrate transport. The record is from RefSeq and is a predicted model, not a curated record. The transcript has 7 exons.
GUCCAGGUUUUACUAGUCCUAAGAAUGUUUUCAUCACUUUUUCAACGAAACUUUAAUCGUGUGUGGUCAUAAUUACACGUGAUUUGUGAACUUUUCACACACAAGUGUCUCUCGCGUCUUGUGUGUGUGUGUGUGUGUGUUUUUAUAUUCCAUUAUAUAUAUUUAUUAAAAAAAAUAAAAAAUUUAUCGGAGAAAAUAAUAUGACGAGAAAAUAAUCGCGCUACGUAAUUUUACUAAAAUGUGCGUCAGUACCGACUAAUUUACGCGCCAAAUACGUUGGUCGUAUUCACAGGCAUAUAGCGUGUCAUAUCAAUAUUUCUCAUGAAAAACAAAAAAGAAGAUUCAUGAGCUUCAUGAGAUCAUUGUGGCUGUGACGUUUUAGCGCGUACAACACCGCGAACGCUACAAAGCAGUGAUUUUCCGCAAACGCAACAAACCACAGCCGGGACAAUAUCGUACGAUGGAUGCGACGGUGUCAUAAGAGUUUCUAUCUUCGUCUCGAAAAACGCGCAAAUUUCCAAAGAUGAAUAAUACCAACGAACGAACACCCCUCGUGGAGGGCAGGAUAGCGAUGUCCACGAAAUUGGCCUACGCUCUAGGACAUAUUUUCAACGAUUUAACGGCUGCUAUGUGGUUCUCUUACACUUUGAUCUAUCUGCAACGAGUGGUAUUGCUGCAGCCUAUCGUCGCCGGUGCGCUUCUACUUCUGGGACAAGUUGUCGACGCGGUUAUGACGCCCGUCUUCGGUUUCGUCGUCGAUCGCUACUGCAAGAAGAAAAUUUGGCACGUCCUCGGCUCCGUCAUGGUCACUCUGACUUUCCCCGUAAUAUUCGGUGGUUUCGCUCAUUCGUUCAGCUCUCUCGUUAUGCUCUUGUACGUAACGAGCAUCGCGAUCUUUCAGACGGGUUGGGCGGCCGUGCAAAUCUCUCAUUUAUCAAUGAUUCCCUCAUUGACUAAUUCCCUUCUGGAUCGAGCCGAUUUGACCGCAAUAAGAUAUUCCGCUCAAGUUAGCGCGGCCGUGAUAGUUUUCAUGGUCACGUGGAUAGUUUUGCCGACUAACGGCGACUCGAUGGUUCAAUUGGAUCAACGAGAUGAUUACAAAUUCAGAAAUAUCGUAUUGGUUCUCACAGCUUUGGGUCUUACCGCGACCACCUUCUUUCAUUUUUUCCUAAAGGCGAAUCUUUUGGAACGUUCAACGAUAUCCAGGAAGGCAGGUGUCAAUGCACCGGCCGAAAUUAAUUCGUUGAAUCGUUGGAUGUCCAAUGAGUGGACGCGCAUCACGAUUUUACUACGAGUUGCGAUGCUAUAUGUAGCUAGCAGGUUAUUUAUCACUCUCGCCACGGUAUACCUGCCAUUGUACAUAGAAGAGACCGAGGUCGGAGGAAAGCAAGCAUUGGCCACCGUGCCACUUGUCUCCUACGUGUCCUCCUUCGUCGCCGCUUUAUUACUUAAGUAUAUCAACCGAUGUUGUGGAACCAAGAUCUGCUAUUUUCUUGGCGCCGUAAUCGGUAUAAUCGCUGCCGCCGUUACGGAAUUUGCGAAGAGCGACACGACGAUCGUGUAUAUUAUCGCCGUGCUAAUUGGCGCAGGUAGUUCUAUCACGAUGGUCACGGCGUUGAGCGUGACUGCCGAAUUAAUUGGCUCCAGGACGGAACGCAGUGCGCUCGUGUACUCUAUCGUUACUUUCCUCGAUAAGAUCGUCACCGGCCUCGUAGUAAUACUCAUUGAGAGAUGGAGAUGCGACGAUAAGGAAUUUUGCCCUAACUACAAUCGAGACACAUUGUCCAUAGUGUGCGCCUCGUCGAUGCUAUUGGGACUGAUAACUUUGCUAUCAGUAUCUCGUUGUUUGACGUGAAACAGAAUUAUCCGAAAUGCGUAAAUAUAAGCCUGUUUUUUCUCAGUAAACAAUCUGUGCGCAGACUGGCGUCAGAUUGCAACAGGAUCUGUCGACAGAUCCAUAGUCAUCUGCGUUCCCAACUGCCGUCAGACUGCUGACAAAGUCUGCUAACAGGCUCUGACAUCAGAUUGGCGGCAUCAGAUGCGUGCAGAUCCAGUCGUUUCGUAGGUUCCUCAAUUAAAUUUUUGGUAUAAAAUUUUCUCAUAAUUUUUCAUAAUUGCUCAUAGAAUAAGCGCUUUCUCAUAAACACUCGUAAAAUACAA